Daphnia carinata is the source of this 3219-nucleotide messenger RNA. It is a transcript of the gene Rpn2, whose product is annotated as 26S proteasome non-ATPase regulatory subunit 1-like. Gene Ontology annotation, cellular component: proteasome storage granule; nucleus; proteasome regulatory particle, base subcomplex. Gene Ontology annotation, biological process: regulation of protein catabolic process; proteasome-mediated ubiquitin-dependent protein catabolic process. The record is from RefSeq and is a predicted model, not a curated record. Lineage: Eukaryota; Metazoa; Arthropoda; Branchiopoda; Diplostraca; Daphniidae. Gene Ontology annotation, molecular function: enzyme regulator activity.
CUGAGCACAAAAAUUGUUCGGUAGCACACGAUACGAGACAUUGAAAAGUAUCUUGGAUUUUUUUUUCAUAUUAAUUUGUUCGGCCAGUGGCACGCUUUGUCUCCGUUAUGUUGAAAGUAGCCCCGCAACAUUGCGAGACUUCGAAGAUGAGCAUCACUUCAGCCGUCGGAGUCAUUGCUCUUCUGGAUGAACCAAACAUACUGCUGAAAGAGUUUGCACUUCAGAAACUAAACGAAAUUGUGGAUGAGUUCUGGCCUGAAAUCGCUGAUUCAGUUGAAAAAAUAGAAAUUCUUCAUGAAGACAAGAGCUUUCCCCAAUGUGAACUAGCUGCUCUUGUUGUGAGCAAAGUAUACCAUCAUCUUGGCUCAUUUGAGGACUCUCUUACAUAUGCACUUGGUGCUGGUAAUUUGUUUGAUGUCAUGAGCAAUUCGGAGUAUGUUCAAACAACAAUAGCUAAAUGCAUGGAUUUCUAUAGCCAACAAAAAGUAGCAUUAGCUGAAGGAGCACAAGAUGUCAAACCAAUUGAUUCAAGGCUGGAAGGCAUUGUCAACCGAAUGUUUCAAAGAUGCUUAGAUGAUGGGCAGUAUAAGCAGGCCAUUGGAAUUGCGAUCGAAACCAGGAGAAUGGAUGUAUUCCGACGUGCAAUUUUAGAAUCGGGUGAUGUGCCUGGCAUGUUGCAUUAUUGCCUCAAGGUUUGCCUUGAAUUACUGCAACACCGACAGUUUAGAAACGUAGUUCUUCGUUGUUUGGUGGAUUUGUAUCGCGAGCUAGACCCCGAUUACGUUAGCAUGUGCCAGUGCCUCAUUUUCCUGGAUGAUCCAUUGGCCGUUGCUGAUAUCCUCGACAAACUCGUCCAUGGAGAACAAGACUCAACUCUGAUGGCCUACCAAAUUGCGUUUGAUUUGUACGAAAGCGCUACACAGCAGUUUCUCGCACGAGUGCUUCAAGCCCUAAAACCAACAACCAUUGCACCUCCAGUGGCUGAUGAAGACAAAACUGAAGAAAGCAAGGAAGCAAAAGUAGAACCUGUUUUAAGUCCAAAAGAAGAGCUUAUGAAGAAACGCCUAGACCGCUUGGUGACUAUUUUGGGUGGUGAACUGAGCAUUGAGCUUCAUUUGCAGUUUCUCAUCCGGAACAACAAAAGCGAUUUGCUGAUUUUGAAGCAGACAAAAGAUGCAAUUCGUGUGUCUGUUUGCCACACGGCUACUGUUAUUGCCAAUGCUUUCAUGCACAGUGGAACGACUUCUGAUCAAUUCCUGAGAGAUAAUUUGGACUGGCUGUCACGUGCUACCAACUGGGCUAAAUUGACUGCAACAGCUUCAUUGGGUGUCAUCCACCGCGGACACGAGAAAGAAGCACUAGCCCUCAUGGCGGCAUAUCUUCCUCGUGAAGUUGCAGCGACGUCCGCGGGCUUCUCUGAAGGUGGUGGACUGUACGCACUUGGCUUAAUCCACGCCAACCACGGCGCCAACAUCACAGACUACCUACUCCAACAGCUCAAAGAAGCCUCCAACGAGGUGAUCCGCCAUGGAGGAUGCCUUGGCCUCGGUUUGGCCAGCAUGGGAACCCAGAGAGCCGACGUCUAUGAACAGCUGAAAUUCCAUCUUUACCAAGACGAUGCUGUGACGGGCGAAGCUGCUGGCAUGGCCAUGGGUCUGACGAUGUUGGGCUCGCGAUCGCAGCAGGCCAUCGAGGAUAUGGUGUCGUAUGCCCAAGAGACUCAACACGAGAAGAUCAUGCGCGGAUUGGCUGUUGGUAUUGCCCUCACCAUGUACGGUCGUCUGGAAGAAGCCGACGACCUAAUAGACACGCUGGCCAAGGACAAAGACCCGAUCCUUAGGAGGGCCGCCAUGCACACACUAGCCUUGGCUUACUGUGGAACGGGCAACAACCAGGCCGUCCGUAAACUAUUACACGUUGCUGUAUCUGACGUAAACGAUGACGUCCGCCGUGCUGCCGUCACUGCUUUGGGAUUCCUCUUGUUCAGAAAUCCGGAGCAAUGUCCCAGUGUAGUCUCUCUCCUAGCUGAGAGUUACAACCCACACGUUCGAUAUGGAGCAGCCAUGGCAUUAGGAAUUGCCUGCGCCGGCACGGGAUUAAAGGAAGCAGUUGCACUUCUAGAGCCCAUGAUGAACGAUCCGGUCAAUUACGUACGCCAAGGAGCACUGUUGGCUUCAGCGCUAGUGCUCGUUCAGCACACCGAAUUCACGUCAUCAAAAGUAAAAGACAUCCGACAGCUUUAUGCCAAAGUCAUCGGUGACAAGCACGAAGAUGUCAUGGCCAAAUUUGGUGCCAUCUUGGCGCAAGGCAUCAUCGAUGCAGGCGGACGCAAUGUAACCAUCUCUUUGCAAUCGCGAACCGGGCAUACCAACAUGAGUGCUGUCGUUGGGCUCAUGAUUUUCACGCAGUAUUGGUACUGGUUCCCGUCCAGUUUGUGCUUGUCUCUGGCAUUUGCACCUACUGCCAUUAUCGGUCUGAAUUCUGAUCUGAAGAUGCCUAAAGUUGAGUAUCGCUCGAAUGCCAAGCCGUCCGUCUAUGCUCCUCCACCUUUACUUGAGGAGAAGAAGCGGGAAGAAAAGGAACAGUUAGCUGCAGUUUUGUCCAUCACAGCAAGAGCUAAGCGUCGCGAAGCAGCCCACUCGAAAACCUCUCAAGCAGCUAGCUCUGGUGCCACUCCUGCUGUUGCCGAGAAAAUGGAAGUCGAUGAGCAGCCCAGCGCAGAAAAGAUUGCCGAAGACAAAAAACUAAAAGAGGAAAAAGAAAAGCCGAAAGAAGAGCCCAACUUUGAAAUACUGUCCAAUCCAGCUCGAGUUGUCCGACAGCAGUUAAAAGUUGUUCAAAUGGCGGAAAACUCCAAGUACAUUCCGUUGAAGGAUAUCGGCAUUGGUGGCAUUAUCGUUAUGCGCUACGGACAAACAGAUCAACCUGAAGAAUUAGUUGAACCUGUUGCAGCAAUGGGUCCCAAAGUGGAGGAAGAAGCCGAACCUGAACCACCGGAGCCGUUUGAGUACAUUGAAGAUUAAAAAAAUGCAACCACAUUUGAAAUAAAUAAAGUGAAGUGCGAGAGUUUAAAUUACAUUUUGGUAACAAAUGUUUCGUUACAUAAAUAAUGUCGUAUUCGAUGGAACGGGGAUGUGCCGCUGCCAUACUUUUGCGAUGGUAGUGCGAUGAGUUGACUUUUCUUCUUCGCGCCCGCGGACAAUACAUUGGUAAACGAUU